This is a messenger RNA of Culex pipiens pallens (northern house mosquito), 1951 nucleotides long. RefSeq names its product nicotinamide/nicotinic acid mononucleotide adenylyltransferase 1 (gene Nmnat). The record is from RefSeq and is a predicted model, not a curated record. The transcript is spliced from 5 exons. Gene Ontology annotation, molecular function: nicotinate-nucleotide adenylyltransferase activity; nicotinamide-nucleotide adenylyltransferase activity. Lineage: Eukaryota; Metazoa; Arthropoda; Insecta; Diptera; Culicidae. Gene Ontology annotation, biological process: NAD+ biosynthetic process. Bases 137 to 1444 code for a protein of 435 amino acids.
UGCUUGUCAAGGACGUCAUGCAUGAAAAGGAUGAUUCAAAACAAAAUUUUCAAAUAUUGAUGUAGCAAAGUUGGUAUUUUUCAAGUAAAAUCUCCCGAUUCCUGUGAAUUCCAGUAUUCAACAGUAAGCCACCCAGAUGAGGAUGACGGCGCCGACAAAAAUUAUGCUAAUUGCAUGCGGGUCGUUCAAUCCGUGCACCCCGAUGCAUUUCCGGAUGUUUGAAAUCGCUCGGGACCAUUUUAACCAGAUGGGAACGGCAGAGGUUGUCGGUGGCAUUGUUUCCCCGGUGCAUGACUCGUACGGCAAGAAGGGGUUGGUGUCCGCUAGCCACCGGUGCACCAUGAUUAAAAUUGGCCUGCAGUCCUCGGACUGGGUCCGGCUCUCCGACUGGGAAACGCAGCAGGAAGAGUGGACCAGAACCAGGCUGACGCUUCAGUAUCAUCAGAACUGCAUCAACUCGGUGCUGAAGGAUUCCAACAGCAUCAAUGACCAGCAGAUUCCUUCCUGGUUGCCAGAGGGAUUGAACAAAAUGACCGGCCACGUCCAGCUGAAGCUGCUGUGCGGGGCUGACCUUUUGGAGUCGUUUGCGACGCCAGGUUUGUGGAAGGACGAAGACAUCGAAGCCAUCAUCGGUCAGCACGGUUUGGUGGUGAUCUCGCGAGCCGGAUCCAACCCUGAGCAGUUUAUAUUCAACUCGGAUUUGCUCAGCAGAUACAGACGAAACAUAACUAUUGUGACAAACUGGGUGACAAAUGAUGUGAGCUCGACCCUUGUUCGUCGUUUGCUGGGCAGAGGACUGUCGGUAAAAUAUUUACUGGACGACUAUGUUACAGAGUACAUCAAGAAGCACCUCCUGUACGGCUCGAGUGCAACUAAGUUCAAUUUAACCCCAAAUACUGGCGUGGAAGUUAUGAGUAUUUCACCAGUUUCACCUGUAAAUGAUAACGAAGAUUACAUUGAGUGUCAAAACCAGCUGAACACGCUCAACUCCGAAUCCAUGGAUGAAACGGAUUUUCCGCGCAACGCAUUGAACCGUGUUUUUUGCUGUGGCACCGAAAACGAUGCCAAGAAUUCGGCCAAAAACAUGCGCGGAUUUUUGUCUGCUCCGGGCGGAGCAGUUCAGAUUAUCACCACAAAGGCAACGACAGCAGCAUCCGUUACGCCCGAUUCCGCGAUCGAUACGGUUUCAUAUCGCACAGCAGACGAAAAGGUGGGUGAAGAGGUGGAAAAGAAAUCGCUUGCACAAAACAAUCGCACCAGCACACCAACAGUCACAAAGCCGGCGUCGGAAGUCUGUUCCGACGCGGCUCCGGCAGCUAGUCCCGCUUCGAAGGAAGAAUCCACGGGAAGGGUCAGCCCAGCGAAAAGCUACGACGAUAUGAUCAAGUUUGUUUUCACAGAGCACGGCAUCAAGGUUAUAAGUGAUCGGGAGUACGUCGUUUAGGGCGCAACCACAUUUUAGCUUGUGAGGGUAAUUUGCUUUCGUUGAACCCUGUCCAAAAUGCAUGCCCAUCUAUCGAAAUGCACGCCUUUUUCUAGUAGAUUUCUUACUUCUAUUUCUAUGAAAUGUUUCAGUUUCAAUCAAUCUAACUGAAUGUCUAUCCCUUUCUCUAUAAAACCAGGUUGUCCCCAAAAAGUUGAAACUUUCGGCGGUUCCAGUGUAAUUUCCGCAGCUGUAACAUUGGUAGAACAACUUUAUUGAGAAUAUUUAACUAAAAUUUCUUCAGUUAAUCUCUUAGUUUUAGCACUGUUUUUUGAUUUAUUUUUAUCCUAUUUAUUACAACGAUUUAAUUAAGUUUGCUCAAGUGUUGUUAUUUUUUAAUCUGAACAAUUUAUAAUUGUUACUUACUGAAAAGAUUAUCGCUUUCUAUCAAUUAAGUCAAACAAACACAAAAAAGUUUAUGGUAGCGCCAGGCGAGUUUGCUAAAUAAAACUCUUGAUUAGUUUGAAA